GGCGCACACAGCUGGGCUCCGGGCGGGCGGCGCUGAGCGAGCCAGGCAGGCCCCAUGGCCGCCAGCCGGGCAUCCAACGGCCGCGCCGCGCACCCCAGCGGGGGGCUGAAGCGCGCGCGCACCGAGCCGGCCGGCAGCAGAGUGACCGUGGUGCUGGGGGCGCAGUGGGGGGACGAAGGCAAAGGGAAGCUGGUUGACCUGCUGGCCACCGAGGCGGAUAUCGUCUGCAGGUGCCAGGGUGGGAAUAAUGCAGGCCACACUGUCGUCGUUGAUGGGAAAGAAUAUGAUUUUCACCUCUUUCCUAGUGGCAUAAUUAAUCCAAAGGCAAUUUCCUUCAUUGGUAAUGGUGUGGUUAUACAUUUACCAGGCUUGUUUGAAGAAGCUGAAAAAAAUGAAAAGAAAGGUUUAAAGGAUUGGGAGAAAAGACUCAUCAUAUCAGAUAGAGCACACAUUGUGUUCGACUUUCACCAGGCAGUUGAUGGACUUCAAGAAGUACAGCGUCAAGCACAAGAGGGAAAAAAUAUUGGUACUACAAAGAAAGGAAUUGGACCAACAUAUUCUUCCAAAGCUGCACGAACAGGCCUUCGUAUUUGUGACCUCCUUUCAGACUUUGAUGAAUUUUCUUCAAGGUUCAAGAAUCUGGCACACCAAUACAAGUCAAUGUUUCCCACUUUGGAAAUAGACACAGAAGGGCAACUGAAAAAACUAAAGGGGUAUGCUGAAAAAAUAAGACCAAUGGUCCGAGAUGGUGUUUAUUUUAUGUAUGAAGCUCUUCAUGGCUCCCCAAAGAAAAUUCUUAUUGAAGGUGCCAAUGCAGCACUACUUGACAUUGACUUUGGCACGUACCCAUUUGUGACAUCAUCAAACUGUACCGUGGGUGGUGUAUGCACUGGACUUGGUGUUCCUCCUCAGAACAUUGGCGAAGUAUAUGGUGUGGUGAAGGCAUACACUACUAGAGUGGGAAUUGGAGCCUUUCCCACUGAGCAGAUAAACGAAAUUGGAGACAUCUUGCAGUCCCGAGGCCAUGAAUGGGGAGUAACCACAGGCAGAAAAAGGCGCUGUGGCUGGUUGGACCUUGUCAUUUUGAGAUACGCUCACAUGAUCAAUGGAUUCACUGCUCUGGCAUUAACAAAACUGGAUAUUCUGGAUGUCCUUGAUGAGAUUAAAAUCAGUGUUGCUUACAAACUGGCUGGAAAAAGAAUUCCAUAUUUUCCAGCUAAUCAGGAGAUACUGCAGAAGGUGGAAGUAGAGUAUGAAACAAUGCCUGGGUGGAAGACUGACACGACCGGGGCGAGGAAAUGGGAGGAUCUCCCACCCAAGGCACAGAAUUAUAUUCGAUGUGUGGAAAACCACGUUGGAGUGCCAGUAAAAUGGGUUGGAGUUGGAAAAUCAAGAGAGUCGGUGAUACAGCUAUUUUAAAUGAACUUCAGUGAUGAGAAGCACAAUUUAAUGUUCAUCUGUUCCUUACUACUCCCAAGUUAAAAUGGAGAUGCUGUUUAAAACCAAAAUGUUCUUCUAGGAAAUUAUUAGAAAGAAAUAUAUAUUGUAUACUUUAAUAUUUUCAUUUAUCAGUAAAUGCAAAUGGUCAGUGAUAAAAAUCUGUUUGGUAGCCACCAUCUUUAUCUCACA
Molecule: messenger RNA, 1629 nt
Organism: Mauremys reevesii (Reeves's turtle)
Lineage: Eukaryota; Metazoa; Chordata; Testudines; Geoemydidae
Product: adenylosuccinate synthetase isozyme 1 A
Exons: 13
Coding region: 55-1419 (454 amino acids)
Biological process (GO): IMP metabolic process; 'de novo' AMP biosynthetic process
Cellular component (GO): cytoplasm
Molecular function (GO): GTP binding; adenylosuccinate synthase activity
Source: RefSeq, a predicted model, not a curated record